UUUAACUAGUAUGACCUCAGUAAAAUACUUGGUCUGAUGACUUUAAAUUGCUUUUGUGUACUUCAUGAAAAAUAAUGAUGAAAACAGUUUUGCACUUUUUGAGAAAGGUUCGGUGGUUUUGAAAGUCCUCUCAUUGGUCAGCAUGGACGCGAUGCCUCAAUCCCGUACUCCUGAAGGCGGCACUAAUGAGAGCUCCUGCCAAUCCGAGUGCAUCUCCAGCCAGCCUGUGGCUAGAUUAUCACACCCACCGCAAAACACAGAAAAGGCCUCACCCCGUCUUUCUGUUAGGACAGAGGGUGGGAAUAGCGGCGAAGACUCGUCAGCCAUCAGCUUGUCCGUCAGCGACACAUCAUGCCUCCUGCCUGCCCACACUGACUUAGCUCCACCUCCCCAGGAACAGAAAGAAAAAUGGACUCACUGUGAUGUCAUCAAUAAUGCAGACAGCUCAUCAGUGACUCCUCCUCCUGCGUGCACCUGCCCGCAUCCACUUCUUGUUUCAUCCACCUGCAACCUUCCUCCUCCUCCUCAUCAACACCUCUCCUCCAGUAAAAGCCACGCCUCCUUCAAGGUGGACGCAGCUCACAUCAAAGAAGUAUCAGGAGAUGACUGUUGUGUUCACUGUUUGCUGGGGUGUUUGUUCUGCGAGAUGCUGUCCAUGUGUUCGGCCGUGGGGGCGUGUGUGCCGUGCGCAGGGGGCGGAGCUGGAUGCUGCGCGGCUGCUGACGACUGCUGCUGCUGCUGCAUGGAGGCAGCCUGCACUGGCGAGGCGUGUCAGGCCCUGUCGGACUGCGGGAUGUUGGAGGAAUGCUGCAGCUCGGCCGACUGCUUGGAGAUUUGUCUGGAAUGUUGCUCCAUCUGCUUCCCGUCGUAAAGAAGCGUCAACGUUGCAUCCUCGCAUCGGUCGGCCAUGUUUGUUGUUUAACUCCAUUUUAGGACUCCAGAAGCUCUCAAGUGUGUGUGUGUGUGUGUGUGCGUGCGUGGGCGAGGCCAGGACAAAAAAUGUGUGUCAGUUGAUGGGACCUCCAUACAGGAAACAGGAAAUCACUGAAAUGACAACCACUGCUGACCUCUGACCCUAGACAGCCAACAUCAAAACCGUCAUGAUCCAUGACUUAGCUUGCACAGUUUAGUUUGUUUCCACUUGAAUGCUUUAGUUAAUGCCUUUAUUUUGUAGUUCUUCCUACUUUGCCCUGUUUAGUGUUUGACUGCUUUGCCUUUGUGUUCAUUCGCACCUGCCACUAAUUUGUGUUAGUAUUUAGUCCAGGUGCGUGCUCCGUUGCGUGUCAGAGCAUUGUCAUAGCACUGAUCUUGUUUGGAUUCCCGCAUAGCAGCCAUAUUAAUUAAAAAUAUACUUUUACCUGCACUUGGGUCCUGCUCUCUGCAUACUGGGGUCGCUGCAAAUCCAGAAGGUGACAGAAUACUCCGACCAGAACAAGACAACCUCGCAGAGAUGGACUUCUGGACCUGGCAGGUCUUCAAGGAGGAAUUGGAAGACAUGGUGUGGGGUGCCAGAUGGCACAUUAAUUCCCAUGGCGUGGAUGUACAAUCGUCCACGACGCCGACGAACGUCUCGUCCGGCUCCCGCGAGGACUUCACGGCGUCAAAAGGUGAAGUCACGCUUUCCACCUCUCCACGCCACGCCGAGGUGCUGCUACUCCCUCGUCACACAGCUGCUGAGUGCCGGCCCGUUGUGCAGUUUCCAACGGCCUCCGCGUCACGUCAGCACGCUGAACCCCAGGACCCCCACUUUUCUCUGUUGCAUCACAAAGAGUGCAGCUCACCGUCUCCCGUGCCACAGCGGUCCAAGCUCCCUUUGCCGCCCUCGUCCUCUCCCACCUUGCUUAAAGUGCAAUACCAAGAGGUGGUCGCCUUCCAAAUUCCCUCGCCAAGGGGUUUCAAAUUCCUGCAGACCUUCUCACCUCCUGUCUUGCUCCCAGUGCAAAGCGUGCAAAGUGGGCUGCAUUCCAAUUCCUGCACCAAGGCGUUUCAAGCUCCCUCCCCCCUCCUCUCUCGACUUGCUCCCAGUGCAAAGCCAAGAGGUGAGCUAUGUUCCAAUUCCUGCGCCAAGGCACUGCAAGCCCAAGCUUUCUCACGUUGUCCUCCGUGCAACAUCUAGAGGUCGGCUGUCUUCCCACUCCC
This is a messenger RNA of Dunckerocampus dactyliophorus (ringed pipefish), 2139 nucleotides long. RefSeq lists its product as uncharacterized. The transcript has 3 exons. Bases 65 to 871 code for a protein of 268 amino acids. Lineage: Eukaryota; Metazoa; Chordata; Actinopteri; Syngnathiformes; Syngnathidae. The record is from RefSeq and is a predicted model, not a curated record.